Molecule: messenger RNA, 513 nt
Organism: Diatraea saccharalis (sugarcane borer)
Lineage: Eukaryota; Metazoa; Arthropoda; Insecta; Lepidoptera; Crambidae
Source: the annotation of a GenBank genome assembly
AUGGAGCGUGGCAGAAAAUCUCGUAGAGGGCGUUACCACUCUAGUAACCGCAACAUGCCCCACAUUAACACGCCUCCUCAGCAACCAAAGCCCCAUUCGUUCCUGCACAGUCUCUACACAUUCUUUAUUAUGUCAACCCUAAUGGCCCUAAUAUAUAUGAUGUUGCAAUACCACUGUCAGAAUUGUCGAGAUAAGUGUGAUAUUAACAACAUUUCCAAGAAUCUAGAUGAUAUUGCUAAAAAUUUGUCGAAAAUGAAAGAUGGUUAUUAUGAUCUUGAAUUGAAGAUAUCAAAAUUUUCACAGGAAUUACCUAAAUUGGAAGGCCAGAUAGAUAUUUUGGAAGCCUUAGCUAAUACAAUGGAGAAGAAACAACUGGACAAUGGGGAUCCACAAAUCCGCCAGCUCAUACCAACUGUUGAUAAUUAUUUAAAAAUGCCAGAAUUUAAAAAUAAAAGUGAAAUGUGCACAACAUGUUCAGCAGAGUCACUAAAACGAGAGGUUAAUCAAGAUUGA